AUGGCAGAUGACGAAGAAUAUGAAGAGGUGGUGGAGUACUACACGGAAGAGACAAUCUAUGAAGAGGUGCCAGGCGAGACAAUAACAGAAGUCUAUGAAACUACUACCACAAGGACAACAACUGACUAUGAGCAGCCUGAAAUUUCCAAGCCAGCUCUGGCACAUCCAGAGCCAGCAAAACCGACGGAAAGAAAGAAGGUUGUCCGGAAGAAGUUGGAUUCUUCAAAAUUCAUGACUCCGUACAUUGCACAUAGUCAGAAAAUGCAGGAUCUUUUCAGUACAAAUAAAUACAAGGAGAACUAUGAGAAAGCAAAAGGACAGCCAACUGCCAUCACAACUGAUACGCCAGAACUUCGCAGAAUCAAGAAAGUACAAGAUCAACUCAGUGAGGUUAAGUAUCGAAUGGAUGGCGAUGUUGCCAAAACUAUUUGUCAUGUGGAUGAAAAAGCUAAGGACAUUGAGCAUGCAAAGAAAGUGUCGCAGCAAGUCAGCAAGGUCUUAUACAAGCAAAACUGGGAGGACACCAAGGACAAGUACCUGCUUCCCCCUGAUGCCCCUGAGCUUGUCCAGGCCAUCAAGAACUCAGCCUUGUUCAGUAAGAAACUGUACACUGAAGACUGGGAAGCUGACAAAAGUAUGUUUUAUCCCUAUAAUGAUAGUCCGGAGCUGAGAAGGGUCGCUCAAGCCCAGAAAGCACUCAGUGAUAUUGCCUACAAAAAAGGUCUUACUGAACAGCAAACACAAUUCACAUCUCUGGCAGAUCCUCCAGACAUAGAAUUUGCCAAGAAAGUGACGAAUCAAGUGAGCAAGCAAAAAUAUAAGGAAGACUAUGAAAAUAAAGUCAAAGGCAAAUGGAGUGAGACACCCUGCUUUGAAAUUGCAACUGCCAGAAUGAAUGCUGAUAACCUCAGCUCAAGAAAAUACCAGGAAGACUUUGAGAAUCAGAAAGACCAGAUCUACUUCAUGCAGACGGAAACCCCAGAAUACAAAGUGAAUAAGCAAGCUGGUGUGGCUGCUAGCAAGGUAAAAUACAAAGAAGACUAUGAAAAAAAUAAAGCAAAAGCAGAUUAUAAUGUGCUUCCUGCGACAGAAAACCCACUGCUUAGGCAGCUGAAGGCAGCAGGAAAUGUUCUGAAUGAUAAACUUUACAAGGAAAACUAUGAAAAAACCAAGGCAAAGAGCAUAAAUUACUGUGAGACUCCGAAAUUUCAGCUUGAUACAAUUCUGCAUAACUUCAGUAGUGAUACUAAAUAUAAAGAUUCCUACUUAAAGAAUAUUUUGGGACAUUAUGUAGGAAGCUUUGAGGAUCCAUAUCAAACACAUUGUAUGAAAGUCACAGCUCAAAAUAGUGAUAAAAACUAUAAAUCAGAAUAUGAAGAGGACAGAGGCAAAUGUUUCUUCCCUCAGACCAUAACACAAGAAUAUGAAGCAAUUAAGAAACUAGAUCAGUGUAAAGAUCACGCAUACAAAACCCACCCAGAUCAGACAAAAUUCACUCAAGUAGCUGACUCUCCUGUUAUGGUGCAAGCUCAAGUCAAUUCCAAACAAUUGAGUGAUCUAAACUACAAAGCCAAGCAUGAAAGUGAAAAGUUCAAGUGCCAUAUACCUCCGGACACUCCUACUCUAAUACAGCAUAAAGUCAAUGCCUACAAUCUGAGUGAUAAUGUUUAUAAGCAAGACUGGGAGAAGAUCAAAGCUAAGAAGUUUGACAUUAAAGUGGAUGCUAUUCCUUUGCUGGCAGCCAAAGCGAACAGCAGGAACACCAGUGAAGUGAUGUACAAAAAAGACUAUGAGAAAAAUAAAGGGAAAAUGAUUGGAGCGCUCAGCAUUAAUGAUGAUCCCAAAAUGCUGCACUCUUUGAAAACAGCCAAAAACCAGAGCGAUAGGUUAUACAAAGAAAAUUAUGAAAAAACAAAGGCAAAGAGUGUGAAUUACUGUGAGACGCCCAAAUAUCAACUUGAUACCAUGCUGAAGGCCUUCAGUGAGGCUAAAUAUAAAGAUUCUUAUGUCCAAAAUGUCUUGGGGCAUUACAUAGGCAGCUUUGAGGAUCCAUAUCAAAUUCAUUGCAUGAAAGUUUCAGCUCAAAAUAGUGACAAAAAUUACAAAGCAGAAUAUGAAGAAGAUAGAGGGAAAUGCUAUUUCCCUCAGACAAUAACGCAAGAAUAUGAAGCAAUCAAGAAGCUAGAUCAGUGCAAAGAUCAUACCUACAAAGUUCAUCCAGAUAAAACCAAAUUCACAGCUGUUACUGAUACUCCAGUAUUAUUACAAGCCCAGCUCAACACAAAACAGCUUAGUGAUCUGAACUAUAAAGCAAAACAUGAAGGUGAGAAGUUCAAGUGCAAUGUGCCAGCAGAUGCUCCAGAGUUUAUCCAGCACAAAGUCAAUGCUUAUAACUUGAGUGAUAAUGUUUAUAAGCAAGACUGGGAGAAGAGCAAGGCUAAGAAGUUUGAUAUUAAAAUGGAUGCCAUUCCUCUGCUGGCAGCCAAAGCUAAUAGCAAGAACACCAGUGAAGUGAUGUACAAGAAAGACUAUGAGAAAAAUAAAGGGAAAAUGAUUGGAGCACUCAGCAUUAAUGAUGAUCCCAAAAUGUUGCACUCUUUGAAGACGGCCAAAAACCAGAGUGAUCGUGAAUAUCGUAAGGACUAUGAGAAGUCAAAAACUAUUUACACAGCACCUCUAGAUAUGAUCCAAGUCACUCAAGCUAAGAAAUCACAGGCAAUCGUCAGUGAUGUGGACUACAAGCACAUCCCUCACAGUUACAGCUUCCCGCCUGACAGCAUCAAUAUGGACCUCGCCAAGAAGGCUUAUGCAUUGCAAAGUGAUGUUGAAUAUAAAGCUGACUACAACAGCUGGAUGAAAGGCUGUGGCUGGGUGCCUUAUGGGUCCUUAGAAAUGGAAAAGGCAAAGAGGGCUUCAGAGAUUCUUAAUGAGAAAAAAUACCGCCAGCAUCCAGAUACUCUCAAGUUUACAGCCAUUGAAGAUGCUCCCAUUACAAUUCAGUCUAAAAUUAACCAGGCUCAGAGGAGUGAUAUUGCCUACAAAGCCAAAGGAGAGGAAAUGCUCCAUAAAUACAACCUGCCAGCUGACCUGCCACAGUUCAUUCAGGCUAAAGUGAAUGCCUAUAAUAUCAGUGAGAAUAUGUACAAAGCUGACUUGAAAGAUUUAAGCAAGAAGGGAUAUGACUUGAGAAUUGAUGCCAUUCCCAUCAAAGCUGCCAAAGCUGCUAGGCAGGCAGCAAGUGAUGUUCAGUACAAAAAAGAUUUUGAAAAAGCCAAAGGGAAAAUGGUUGGCUUCCAAAGUCUACAAGAUGAUCCUAAACUGGUUCAUUAUAUGAAUGUGGCUAAGUUACAGUCAGAUAGAGAGUAUAAGAAAGAUUAUGAGAAAACAAAAACUAAAUACAACACACCCCAUGAUAUGUUCAAUGUGGUGGCAGCUAAGAAAGCACAGGAUACAGUCAGCAAUGUCAACUAUAAACAUCAACUACAUCACUACACCUACCUGCCUGAUGCCAUGGACCUGGAAUUGUCUAAAAACAUGAUGCACAUACAGAGUGAUAAUGCCUACAAAGAAGACUACAAUACCUGGAUGAAAGGCAUCGGCUGGAUACCUAUUGGCAGUCUUGAUGUAGAAAAAGUUAAAAAAGCAGGUGAUGCCCUGAAUGAAAAGAAAUACAGGCAACAUCCAGACACACUCAAAUUUACCAGCAUUGUUGACUCCCCAGUUAUGGUCCAAGCAAAACAGAACACUCAACAAGUCAGUGAUAUCUUAUACAAAGCUAAAGCAGAAGAUGUGAAGCAUAAAUAUACAAUGAGUCCAGAUCUCCCAGAGUUUGUCCAGGCCAAGUGCAAUGCUUACAAUAUAAGUGAUGUCUGUUAUAAACGGGAUUGGCAUGACUUAAUAGCCAAAGGCAACAAUGUGCUGGGGGAUGCUAUUCCCAUUGCUGCAGCAAAAGCAUCCAGAAAUAUCGCCAGUGAUUAUAAAUACAAGGAAGCUUAUGAGAAGUCAAAAGGAAAGCAAGUCGGUUUUAGAAGCCUCCAAGAUGAUCCCAAGCUAGUCCAUUAUAUGAAUGUGGCGAAGUUGCAAUCUGAUCGUGAAUAUAAGAAGAACUAUGAAAACACAAAAACCAGCUAUCAUACACCUGGAGACAUGGUUAGCAUUACAGCUGCAAAGAUGGCCCAGGAUGUUGCCACAAACGUUAACUACAAACAGCCAAUACAUCAUUAUACAUACUUACCUGAUGCCCUGAGUCUUGAGCAUACCCGGAAUGUGAACCAAAUUCAAAGUGAUAAUGCUUAUAAAGAUGAGUAUAACAGCUUCUUCAAAGGAAUUGGAUGGAUCCCUAUUGGUUCUCUGGAGGUUGAGAAGGUCAAGAAAGCAGGAGAAGCACUAAAUGAGAGGAAAUAUCGACAGCAACCAGAUACCAUCAAAUUCACAAGUGUGCCUGAUUCCAUGGGCAUGGUUUUGGCUCAACAGAACACAAAGCAGCUAAGUGAUUUGAAUUAUAAGGUGGAGGGAGAAAAGCUGAAGCACAAGUACACCAUGGACCCUGAAUUGCCACAGUUCAUUCAAGCCAAAGUCAACGCUCUCAACAUGAGUGAUGCUUAUUAUAAAGCAGAUUGGAAGAAAACCCUUGCAAAGGGCUAUGAUUUGAGACCAGAUGCAAUUCCCAUUGUUGCUGCAAAGAGUUCAAGGAAUAUUGCUAGUGAUUUCAAAUACAAGGAAGCUCAUGAGAAAGCUAAAGGCAAGCAUAUUGGAUUUCUUAGCAUUCAGGAUGACCCUAAGCUGGUUCACUACAUGAAUGUUGCCAAAAUACAGUCAGAUCGUGAGUACAAAAAGGGGUAUGAAGCCACCAAGACCAGAUACCAUAUACCAUUGGAUAUGUUCAGUGUGACGGCUGCAAAGAAAUCUCAGGAGGUUGCUACUAAUGCCAACUAUAAACAGCCCUUCCACAACUACACUCUCUUGCCCGAUGCCAUGAAUAUGGAGCACUCCAGAAAUGUCAUGCAGAAUCAAAGUGAUAAUCUGUACAAAGCAGACUUCACUAACUGGAUGAGAGGAAUUGGCUGGGUCCCCAUAGAUUCUCUAGAGGUGGAGAAAGCGAAGAAAGCAGGAGAGAUUCUUAGUGAGAAGAAGUAUCGCCAGCACCCUGAGAAGCUGAAGUAUACGUAUUCCAUGGACACUAUGGAACAAGCACUUAACAAAAGUAACAAGCUAACUAUGAACAAGAGGCUCUACACAGAGAAAUGGGACAAAGACAAGACCUCCAUUCAUGUUAUGCCCGAUACUCCAGACAUUUUGCUCUCCAGAGUAAACCAAAUCACCAUGAGUGACAAACUCUACAAAGCAGGCUGGGAAGAAGAAAAGAAGAAAGGUUAUGAUCUGAGACCGGAUGCCAUUCCAAUAAAGGCCGCAAAAACCUCUAGAGACAUUGCCAGUGAUUACAAAUAUAAGCAAGCUUAUGAAAAAACCAAAGGGAAGCACAUUGGCUUCCGAAGCCUAGAGGAUGACCCCAAGUUGGUGCACUUCAUGCAAGUGGCCAAAAUGCAGUCCGACAGAGAAUAUAAGAAAGGCUAUGAGAAAUCCAAGACAUCCUUCCACACCCCUGUGGACAUGUUCAGCGUGGUAGCAGCCAAGAAAUCUCAGGAAGUUGCCACCAAUGCCAACUACAGAAAUAUCAUACAUACCUACAACAUGCUUCCUGAUUCCAUGAGCUUUGAAUUGGCCAAAAAUAUGAUGCAGAUUCAAAGUGAUAAUCAGUACAAAGCUGACUAUGAUGACUUUAUGAAGGGUAUUGGAUGGCUGCCCCUGGGGUCUCUGGAGGCUGAGAAAAACAAGAAAGCCAUGGAGAUCAUUAGUGAAAAGAAGUACCGCCAACACCCAAAUACUUUGAAAUAUUCAACAUUGAUGGACUCAAUGAAUAUGGUUUUGGCGCAGAAUAAUGCAAAAAUUAUGAAUGAACACCUCUAUAAACAAGCAUGGGAGGCUGACAAAACUAAAGUCCACAUCACGACUGAUCUCCCUCAAAUGAUUUUGGCAAAGGCUAAUGCAAUUAAUAUGAGCGAUAAAAUCUACAAACUUUCAUUAGAAGAGGCUAAAAAGAAAGGCUAUGAUCUCAGAACUGAUGCAAUUCCUAUCAAGGCUGCUAAGGCUUCAAGAGAUAUAGCAAGUGAUUAUAAAUAUAAACACAGCUAUGAGAAAGAGAAGGGGAAAAUGGUUGGCUUCCGUAGUCUUGAAGAUGAUCCCAAAUUAGUCCAUUCCAUGCAAGUGGCCAAGAUGCAAUCUGAGCGAGAGUACAAGAAAAACUACGAGAAGACAAAGACCAAUUACCACACCUCUCCAGAUAUGCUCAGUGUCAUUGCUGCCAAGGAUGCCCAAGCAAACAUCAGCAAUACUAACUAUAAACGCCUAAUUCAUAAGUACAUCCUGCUUCCAGAUGCCAUGAACAUUGAGCUGACCAGGAACAUGAAGCACGUUCAGAGUGAUAAUGAAUAUAGGCAGGACUACAAUGAAUGGUACAAAGGACUUGGCUGGAGUCCUGCUGGUUCACUAGAAGUGGAGAAGGCCAAGAAAGCGACGGAAUAUGCCAGUGAUCAGAAAUACCGCCAGCACCCGAGCAGCUUUCAGUUUAAGAAACUUACUGACUCCAUGGACAUGGUUCUUGCCAAGCAAAAUGCACAUACUAUGAAUAAGCACUUGUAUACCAUUGACUGGAACAAAGAUAAAACCAAAAUACAUGUGAUGCCCGAUACACCAGAUAUUUUACAAGCCAAGCAGAAUCGAACUCUGUAUAGUCAGAAACUCUAUAAACUUGGAUGGGAAGAAGCUUUGAAGAAAGGCUAUGAUCUCCCACUUGAUGCAAUUUCUGUACAGUUGGCAAAAUCUUCACGAGACAUUGCCAGUGAUUUUAAAUACAAACAAGGCUACCGCAAGCAGCUUGGCCACCAUAUUGGAUUCCGGAGUGUGCAAGAUGAUCCGAAGCUUGUGUUGUCAAUGAAUGUGGCCAAAAUGCAGAGUGAAAGAGAAUAUAAAAAGGACUUUGAGAAAUGGAAAACCAAGUACACGAGCCCAGUGGACAUGUUGGGAGUAGUGCUGGCCAAGAAAUGUCAGGCUCUGGUCAGUGAUGUGGAUUAUAAGAACUACCUGCAUCAGUGGACAUGCCUGCCUGACCAGAAUGAUGUUAUUCAAGCUAAGAAAGUGUAUGAGCUACAGAGUGAGAAUAUGUAUAAAGCUGAUCUUGAAUGGCUGAAAGGAAUAGGAUGGAGCCCUCUGGGUUCCUUGGAGGCAGAAAAGAAUAAGAGGGCUUCAGAAAUAAUUAGUGACAAGAAAUAUCGUCAGCCUCCAGACAAAAACAAGUUCACCAGCAUUCCUGACGCCAUGGAAAUUGUUCUGGCAAAAACAAAUGCCAAAAAUAUAAGUGGUAGACUUUAUAGAGAAGCUUGGGACAAAGACAAGACUCAAAUUCACAUCAUGCCUGAUACACCUGACAUCAUUCUGGCUAAAGCAAACUUAGUCAAUACAAGUGAUAAACUCUACAGAUUGGGUUAUGAGGAACUGAAGAAAAAAGGUUAUGAUCUUCCCCUUGAUGCAAUAUCCAUCAAAUCAGCAAAAGCAUCCCGAGAAAUUGCCAGUGAAUACAAAUACAAGGAAGGCUUUCGCAAACAACUUGGCCAUCACAUUGGGGCCAGGGACAUUAAGGAUGACCCCAAGAUGAUGUGGUCCAUUCAUGUGGCCAAGAUCCAGAGUGACAGAGAGUACAAAAAGGACUUUGAGAAGUGGAAGACCAAGUACUCCAGCCCCGUGGACAUGCUGGGGGUAGUGCUAGCCAAGAAGUGCCAGACCUUGGUCAGUGAUGCAGACUACAGGAACUACCUGCACCAGUGGACAUGCUUGCCUGACCAGAAUGAUGUCAUCCAUGCUCGACAGGCCUAUGACAUGCAGAGCGAUAAUUUGUACAAGGCUGACCUUCAGUGGCUAAAAGGCAUUGGCUGGAUACCUACUGGCUCGCUGGAGGCUGAGAAAAAUAAGAGAGCUACCGAGAUUUUGAGUGACCAUAUUUACCGUCAGCAUCCAAAUAAAUUAAAGUUUUCCAGCCUUAUGGACUCAAUGCCAAUGGUCUUGGCCAAAAGCAAUGCUAUUACCAUGAACCAUCGCCUCUAUACAGAAGCUUGGGAUAAAGAUAAAACCACUGUCCACAUCAUGCCAGACACCCCUGAAGUUUUACUUGCUAAACAAAACAAGAUAAAUUACAGUGAGAAACUUUAUAAACUUGGGUUGGAAGAAGCCAGGAAGAAAGGCUAUGACAUGCGGUUAGAUUCCAUUCCCAUCAGGGCUGCCAAGGCCUCCAGGGACAUUGCUAGUGAAUUCAAGUACAAAGAAGGCUAUCGUAAGCAACUUGGCCACCAUAUUGGAGCUCGAGCAAUACAUGAUGAUCCCAAGAUGAUGUGGUCCAUUCAUGUGGCCAAGAUCCAGAGUGACAGAGAGUACAAAAAGGACUUUGAGAAGUGGAAGACCAAGUACUCCAGCCCCGUGGACAUGCUGGGGGUGGUGUUAGCCAAGAAGUGCCAGACCUUGGUCAGUGAUGCAGACUACAGGAACUACCUGCACCAGUGGACAUGCCUGCCUGACCAGAAUGAUGUCAUUCAUGCUCGACAGGCCUAUGACCUCCAGAGCGAUAACAUGUAUAAGGCAGAUCUCCAGUGGAUGAGAGGCAUAGGCUGGGUUCCUAUUGGCUCCUUGGAUGUGGAAAAAUGCAAGCGGGCAACUGAAAUUUUAAGUGAUAAAAUUUAUCGCCAGCCUCCAGACAAACUUAAAUUUACUGUUGUGACUGAUUCUCUGGAACAAGUGUUAGCCAAGAAUAAUGCUAUUACCAUGAACAAGCGCUUAUACACAGAAGCCUGGGACAAAGACAAGACACAGAUCCACAUCAUGCCAGACACACCAGAAAUUAUGUUGGCAAGAAUGAACAAAAUCAACUAUAGUGAGAGUCUAUAUAAACUCGCCAAUGAAGAGGCAAAGAAGAAAGGUUAUGACCUGAGAAGUGAUGCUAUUCCCAUUGUAGCUGCGAAGGCUUCCCGGGACAUUGCCAGUGACUACAAAUACAAAGAUGGCUACCGCAAGCAGCUUGGUCAUCACAUUGGGGCCAGGGACAUUAAAGAUGACCCCAAGAUGAUGUGGUCCAUUCAUGUGGCCAAGAUCCAGAGUGACAGAGAGUACAAAAAGGACUUUGAGAAGUGGAAGACCAAGUACUCCAGCCCUGUGGAUAUGCUGGGUGUGGUGCUGGCCAAGAAGUGCCAGACCUUGGUCAGUGAUGCAGACUACAGGAACUACCUGCACCAAUGGACAUGCCUGCCUGACCAGAAUGAUGUCAUCCAUGCUCGACAGGCCUAUGACAUCCAGAGUGACAAUGUCUAUAAAGCAGACCUCCAGUGGAUGAAAGGCAUUGGCUGGGUCCCCAUAGGGUCUCUGGAUGUGGAAAAAUGCAAGAGAGCAACAGAGAUACUGAGUGACAAUAUCUACCGCCAACCUCCAGACAAGCUGAAGUUUACCAGUGUGACAGAUUCUCUGGAACAAGUGCUGGCUAAGAACAAUGCCAUCACCAUGAACAAGCGUUUAUACACAGAAGCCUGGGACAAAGACAAGACUCAAAUUCAUAUCAUGCCUGAUACUCCAGAGAUCAUGUUGGCACGCCAGAACAAAAUCAACUACAGUGAGAGCCUCUAUCGGCAGGCCAUGGAAGAAGCCAAAAAAGAAGGCUAUGAUUUGAGAAGUGAUGCCAUUCCCAUUGUAGCUGCCAAGGCCUCCCGGGAUAUUGCCAGUGAUUAUAAAUACAAAGAAGCUUAUAGGAAGCAACUGGGACACCACAUUGGAGCCCGAGCUAUCCAUGAUGACCCCAAGAUGAUGUGGUCCCUUCAUAUUGCCAAAGUGCAGAGUGACCGUGAGUAUAAGAAAGAAUUCGAGAAAUACAAGACCAGAUACAGCAGCCCAGUGGAUAUGCUUGGUAUUGUUUUGGCCAAGAAAUGUCAGACCUUGGUCAGUGACGUGGACUAUAAACAUCCUCUUCAUGAGUGGACCUGCCUGCCUGACCAGAAUGACAUCAUCCAAGCUCGGAAAGCUUAUGAGCUCCAGAGUGAUAAUGUAUACAAGGCAGAUCUUGAAUGGAUGAAGGGUAUUGGCUGGGUACCAAUUGGCUCAUUGGAAGUUGUUAAAGCCAAGAGGGCCACAGAGAUACUGAGUGACAAUAUCUACCGUCAACGUCCAGACUCAAUGAAAUUCACCAGCAUAACCGAUUCUCUGGAGCAGGUUCUGGCAAAGAACAAUGCUAUUAAUAUGAAUAAGCGCUUAUAUACGGAGGCUUGGGAUAAUGACAAGAAAACAAUUCAUGUCAUGCCUGACACACCAGAAAUCAUGCUGGCCAAACUCAACAGAAUAAACUACAGUGAUAAACUUUAUAAGCUUGCUUUGGAAGAGUCCAAGAAAGAAGGUUAUGAUUUGCGUUUGGAUGCCAUUCCAAUCCAGGCAGCCAAGGCUUCAAGAAAUAUUGCUAGCGAUUACAAGUACAAGGAAGGUUACCGCAAGCAGAUUGGCCAUCACAUAGGGGCCCGAGACAUUAAGGAUGACCCCAAAAUAAUGUGGUCCUUGCAUGCUGCCAAGAUCCAGAGUGACAGAGAGUAUAAAAAAGACUUUGAAAAGUGGAAAACCAAGUACACCAGUCCCGUGGAUAUGCUGGGGGUGGUACUGGCCAAGAAGUGUCAGAUCCUUGUAAGCGACAUAGACUACAAGCAUCCACUACAUGAAUGGACCUGCCUUCCUGAUCAGAAUGAUGUCAUCCAGGCUCGGAAAGCUUAUGACCUUCAAAGUGAUGCAAUUUACAAGGCUGAUCUUGAGUGGUUAAGAGGAAUUGGAUGGGUGCCCAUUGGAUCCGUAGAGGUCGAGAAAGUCAAGAGAGCUGGAGAAAUUCUAAGUGACAGGAAGUACCGUCUGCCCGCUGAUAAGCUCAAAUUCACAUGCAUUACAGACACUCCGGAAAUUGUUUUGGCAAAGAAUAAUGCCCUGACGAUGAGCAAGCAUUUGUAUACAGAAGCUUGGGAUGCUGACAAAACCUCCAUUCAUGUUAUGCCUGACACCCCAGAAAUCCUGCUGGCCAAGAGUAAUUCUGCUAAUAUCAGUCAAAAACUUUACACCAAAGGAUGGGAUGAAGCAAAAAUGAAGGAAUAUGACCUGAAAGCUGAUGCUGUUUCCAUUAAAAGUGCAAAGGCCUCAAGGGAUAUUGCCAGUGAUUACAAAUAUAAAGAAGCAUAUGAGAAACAGAAAGGCCACCACAUUGGUGCUCAGAGCAUUGAAGAUGAUCCCAGGAUUAUGUGUGCUAUGCAUGCUGGGAAAAUUCAAAGUGAAAGGGAAUACAAGAAGGAUUUUGAAAAAACGAAGACCAAGUACUCCAGCCCAGUGGACAUGCUAGGCAUUUUACUGGCUAAGAAAUGUCAAACUCUGGUCAGUGAUGUGGAUUACCGCAAUAUCCUGCAUCAGUGGACUUGCUUACCUGAUCAAAAUGACAUUAUCCAAGCAAGGAAGGCCUAUGAACUUCAGAGUGAUGCUAUCUACAAGGCUGACUUGGAGUGGUUACGUGGCAUUGGCUGGAUACCUGAAGGGUCUCCUGAGGUCCUGAGGGUGAAAAAUGCACAAGAAAUCUUUCGAGACAGUGUCUACCGGACCCCUGUGGUGAACCUCAAAUACACAAGCAUUGUGGAUACACCGGAAGUGGUUCUUGCCAAAUCAAAUGCUGAAAACAUUAGCAUUCCAAAGUACAGAGAACUUUGGGACAAAGAUAAAACUUCAAUCCACAUAAUGCCUGACACUCCAGAAAUUAAUCUGGCUAGAGCCAAUGCUCUUAAUGUGAGCAACAAAGUUUAUCGUGAAGGUUGGGAUGAAGUAAAGAUGAGUUGUGAUGUUCGAUUGGAUGCCAUCCCCUUCCAGGCUGCCAAGGCCUCCAGAGAGAUUGCCAGUGAUUAUAAAUACAAGCUUGACCAUGAGAAGCAGAAGGGACACUAUGUGGGUACCCUUACAGCCAGAGAUGACAACAAGAUCCGGUGGGCCCUGUUAGCAGACAAGAUUCAGAAUGAGAGAGAGUAUCGGCUGCAAUGGGCCAAGUGGAAGACGAAGUUCCAAAGCCCUGUGGAUAUGCUGUCUAUCUUGCAUUCUAAAAAAUGCCAGACCCUGGUCAGUGAUGUUGAUUAUCGCCAUAAACUACACCAGUGGACCUGCAUGCCUGACCAAAAUGACGUGAUCCAGGCCAAGAAAGCCUAUGAACUACAGAGUGAUGCUGUGUACAAGGCUGACUUGGAGUGGUUACGUGGGAUUGGAUGGAUGCCAAAUGAUUCUGUUUCAGUCAAUCAUGCCAAAAAUGCUGCUGAUAUCUUCAGUGAGCAAAAAUAUCGAACAAAAAUAGAAAGUCUCAGCUUUACUCCAGUGGAUGACAGAGUUGAUUAUGUGACAGCAAAACAAAGUGGUGAGAUCCUCAAUGAUAUAAAGUACCGAAAAAAUUGGAAUGACACCAAGUCUAAGUACACUCUCACAGAAACUCCACUGCUGCAUACUGCCCAGGAAGCAGCCCGGAUUCUGGACCAGUAUCGCUACAAGGAAGGCUGGGAGAAACAAAAAGCUACAGGUUACAUUUUGCCUCCGGAUGCAGUUCCAUUUGUUCAUGCCCAUCACUCUGCUGAUGUUCAAAGUGAGCUGAAAUACAAAGCUGAACAUGUAAAGCAAAGAGGCCAUUAUAUUGGUGUGUCAAAGAUGAGAGAUGAUCCUAAGCUGGUUUGGUUUGAGCAUGCAGGGCAGAUCCAGAAUGACAGGCUCUACAAAGAAGACUACCAUAAAACAAAGGCUAAAAUCAACAUCCCUGGUGAUAUGGUGUCAGUAUUGGCUGCCAAGCAAGGACAGAACCUUGUCAGUGAUAUUGACUACCGUAAUUACCUUCAUCAAUGGACAUGCCAUCCUGACCAAAAUGAUGUUAUUCAGGCACGAAAGGCGUAUGACCUCCAGAGUGAUAACGUCUAUAAAGCUGACCUGGAGUGGCUCAAAGGAAUUGGCUGGAUUCCCUUGGAUUCUGUGGACCAUCUGAGGGUUACUAAGAACCAGGAAAUGGUUAAUCAGAUAAAAUAUAAGAAAGAGGCUCUUGACAACUAUCCCAACUUUACAAGUGUGGUUGAUCCUCCAGAGAUUGUUUUGGCCAAGAUUAACUCAGUCAAUCAAAGUGAUGUGAAAUAUAAAGAAACAUUUAAUAAAGAAUUAAAGGGAAAGUAUAUAUUUUCUCCAGAUACUCCACAUAUUACCCACUCCAAAGACAUGGGGAAACUCUACAGUACUAUAUUGUAUAAAGGGGCCUGGGAGGGAACCAAGGCUUAUGGUUAUACGUUGGAUGAACGUUAUAUUCCCAUUGUUGGAGCCAAGAAUGCUGACUUUGUGAACAGUGAGCUAAAAUAUAAAGAGACAUAUGAGAAGCAAAAGGGUCACUACCUGGCUGGAAAAGAAAUCAGUGAGUUCCCUGGUGUGGUUCACUCUCUAGAUUUCCAAAAGAUGAGAAGUGCGUUAAACUACCGAAGAGAUUAUGAAGACACCAAAGCAAAUGUUCAUAUCCCCAAUGAUAUGAUGAAUCACGUGCUAGCUAAAAAGUGCCAGUACAUUCUCAGUGACCUGGAAUACCGGCACUACUUCCACCAAUGGACAUCUCUUCCAGAAGAACCCAAUGUUAUUCGGGCCCGAAAUGCACAGGAAAUCUUGAGUGAUAAUGUAUAUAAAGAUGACUUGAAUUGGCUGAAAGGCAUCGGGUGCUAUGUUUGGGAUACACCCCAAAUUCUCCAUGCCAAAAAGUCAUACGACCUACAGAGUCAGAUACAAUAUAUGGCAGCAAGUAAAGAAAAUCUACCAAAUUACAAACUGGUCACAGACACUCCACUUUAUGUGACUGCUGUUCAAAGUGGCAUUAAUGCCAGUGAGGUAAAAUAUAAAGAAAACUAUCAUCGGAUUAAGGACAAAUAUACAACAGUUGUGGACACAGUGGAUCACGACAGAACCAAGAAUCUAAAGAAUCUUUAUAGCAGUAACCUGUAUAAGGAAGCAUGGGAUAAAGUAAAAGCCACCAGCUAUGUCCUGCCUCCCAGCAGCGUUUCCCUGACACAUGCUAAGAACCAGAAGGAUCUGUCCAGCAUUAACAAAUAUCGGGAAGAAUAUGAAAAGUUCAAAGCUCUUUAUACUUUACCAAAUAGUGUUGAAGAUGACCCAAAUACAGCACGAUGCCUCAGAGUCGGCAAAUUUAACAUUGACCGCCUGUAUAGGUCUGUGUAUGAACAGAACAAGAUGAAAAUCCACAUGGUGCCUGACAUGGUGGAGUUGGUUACGGCUAAGGAUUCUCAGAAGAAAGUCAGUGAGGUUGAUUACCGCCUGCACCUCCAUGAAUGGAUUUGCCACCCUGACUUAAAAGUUAACGAUCACGUCAGGAGAGUCACAGAUCAGAUCAGUGAUAUUGUCUACAAAGAUGACCUCACCUGGCUCAAAGGCAUUGGUUGCUAUGUAUGGGACACUCCUGAAAUUCUCCAUGCAAAACAUGCUUAUGAUCUGCGCAAUGAUAUAAAGUACAAAGCUCACGUGCAAAAAACAAGGAAUGACUACAACCUGGUCACUGACACCCCACUUUAUGUGCAGGCUGUCAAAAGCGGAAAGCAACUAAGUGAUGCUGUCUAUCACUAUAACUAUGUGAACAGUGUCAGAGGCAAAGUAGCUCCAACGACAAAAACAGUGGAUCUAGACCGGGCACUUCAUGCGUACAAGCUGCAGAGCGAGAAUCUGUACAAAGGACCUGGCCUGCGCUCACUGCCCCAUGGAUAUAGACUUCCAGUUGACACCCCUCACUUCAAACACAGCCAAGAUACCCGAUACAUGAGCAGUUAUUUCAAAUACAAAGAAGCUUAUGAACAUAUCAAGGCAAAUGGAUAUACACUUGGACCCAACGAUGUUCCAUUUGUCAAUGUUCGAAGGGUCAACAAUGUGACCAGCGAGAGACUGUAUCGACAAUUAUACCACAAACUGAAAGACAAGAUUCACACAACUCCUGACACCCCAGAAAUCCGCCAAGUCAAGAAGACACAGGAGGCUGUCAGUGAGCUGAUAUACAAAUCAGACUUCUUCAAGAUGCAAGGCCACAUGAUUUCAUUGCCGUACACACCACAAGUGCUUCAUUGUCGCUAUGUGGGAGACAUCACCAGUGAUAUUAAAUACAAAGAGGACUUACAGAUUCUGAAGGGACUAGGAUGUUUCUUAUAUGACACACCUGACAUGGUUCGCUCCCGGCACCUGCGCAAACUCUGGUCUAAUUACCUGUACACCGACAAUGCAAGGAAGAUGCGUGACAAAUACAAAGUAGUCCUUGACACACCAGAAUAUAGGAAAGUGCAAGAGCUGAAGACACAUCUGAGUGAGCUGGUAUACAGAGCUACAGGCAAGAAAUUGAAAUCCAUCUUCACUUCAAUUUCUGAUACUCCUGAUUUGCUAAGAGCCAAGAGAGGGCAGAAGCUGCAGAGUCAGUACUUGUAUGUUGAACUCGCCACCAAAGAGAGACCUCAUCAUCAUGCUGGAAACCAGACCACCGCUUUGAAGCAUGCUAAAGAUGUGAAAGACCUGGUCAGCGAGAAAAAGUACAAAACCCAGUAUGAAAAGAUGAAGGACAAGUACACACCAGUUGCAGAUACACCAAUUCUCAUCCGAGCCAAGAAGGCUUACUGGAAUGCCAGUGAUCUACGCUACAAAGAAACGUUCCAAAAGACCAAGGGGAAAUACCACACUGUGAAGGAUGCUCUGGACAUUGUUUACCAUCGCAAAGUCACAGAUGACAUCAGUAAAGUGAAAUACAAGGAGAACUAUAUGAGUCAGUUGGGAAUAUGGAGGUCCAUUCCUGAUCGGCCUGAGCACUUCCAUCAUCGGGCAGUUACAGAUGCAGUCAGUGAUGUAAAAUAUAAAGAAGAUUUGACCUGGCUUAAAGGUAUUGGUUGUUAUGCUUAUGAUACCCCUGACUUCACUCUGGCUGAACAGAACAAGAAACUCUACAGCAAGUAUAAGUAUAAAGAAGUAUUUGAAAGGACAAAGUCAGAUUUCAAGUAUGUUCCUGACUGUCCAAUCAACAAACAUUUCAAGUAUGCAACUCAAUUGAUGAAUGAGAAAAAAUACAGAUCUGAUUAUGAGCAGCGGAAAGAUAAAUACCACCUGGUAGUUGAUGAGCCUAGACAUCUGCUGGCUAAGACGGCAGGCGACCAGCUCAGUGAGAUCAAAUACCGGAAAAAAUAUGAGAAAACAAAGAGCAAAUUCACCUCAAUUGUGGAUACGCCAGAACACCUGCGUACUACAAAAGUCAACAAACAAAUCAGUGAUAUACUUUACAAGUUGGAGUACAACAAAGCCAAACCCAGAGGUUAUACUACCAUCCAUGACACACCCAUGUUGCUGCAUGUCCGAAAGGUCAAAGAUGAAGUCAGUGAUCUAAAAUACAAAGAGGUUUAUGAAAGAAAUAAGUCCAACUGCACCAUUGAGCCAGACGCUGUUCAUAUCAAAGCUGCUAAGGAUGCCUACAAAGUCAACACCAAUCUGGACUAUAAGAAGCAAUAUGAAGCCAACAAAGCCUUCUGGAAGUGGAUCCCUGAUCGUCCAGACUUCAUCCAGGCUGCCAAGUCAACCUUGCAGCAAAGCGAUUUUGAGUAUAAGCUGGACCGAGAGUUCCUCAAGGGUUGUAAGCUUUCUGUCACUGAUGAUAAAGACAUGGUGCUGGCUCUAAGGAAUUCUCUAAUAGAAAGUGAUUUGAAAUACAAAGAGAAACAUGUCAAGGAAAGAGGAACCUGCCACGCUGUACCUGAUACCCCCCAGAUCCUUCUGGCAAAGAAUGUCAGCAGUCUGGUAUCUGAGAACAAGUACAAGAAACAUGCCAAGAAGCAUUUGCCUCAGGGUUCAUAUACAACGCUACCAGAGACGCUGGACACAAUUCGUGUCAAGAAAGUGACCAAGCAUGUCAGUGAUACAAAUUACAAAAAGAAGUUUGUCAAGGAGAAAGGGAAGUCCAAUUACUCCAUCAUGCUGGAGCCCCCAGAUGUGAUGCAUGCCAUGGACGUGGCCAAGAAGCAGAGUGAUGUCGCUUACAAGAGAGAUGCCAAAGAAAAUCUGCAUUACACCACCGUCGCAGAUCGGCCAGAUAUCAAGAAGGCCACACAGGCAGCCAAACAGGCCAGUGAGGUGGAAUACAGAGCCAAGCACCGAAAGGAAGGUAGCCAUGGGCUAAGCAUGCUCGGCCGCCCUGACAUUGAAAUGGCCAAGAAGGCAGCCAAGCUGAGCAGCCAGGUUAAAUACCAAGAAAAUUUCAAGAAAGAGAAGGGCAAGACAACAAAAUACAAUCCAAAAGACAGUCAACUCUACAAAGUCAUGAAAGAUGCUAAUAAUCUUGCAAGUGAGGUUAAAUAUAAAGCUGACCUAAAGAAACUUCACAAACCUGUGACAGAUAUGAAAGAAUCUCUAAUAAUGAAUCAUGUCCUGAAUACAAGCCAACUUGCCAGUUCUUACCAGUACAAGAAAAAGUAUGAAAAGAGUAAAGGCCACUACCACACAAUACCUGAUAACUUGGAGCAGCUUCAUCUGAAAGAGGCUACAGAAUUACAGAGUAUAGUUAAAUACAAAGAGAAAUUUGAAAAGGAACGAGGAAAACCCAUGUUGGACUUUGAAACUCCAACAUACCUCACUGCCAAAGAGUCUCAGCAGAUGCAAAGUGGGAAAGAAUAUCGGAAGGACUAUGAAGAGUCCAUUAAAGGCAGGAACCUGACUGGUCUGGAGGUCACACCAGCUUUGUUACAUGUCAAAUAUGCCACCAAAAUAGCCAGUGAGAAAGAAUACAGAAAGGAUCUAGAGGAAAGUAUCCGUGGAAAGGGUCUCACAGAAAUGGAAGAUACUCCUGAUAUGUUAAGAGCAAAAAAUGCCACACAGAUCCUCAAUGAGAAAGAAUAUAAGAGAGACCUGGAGCUUGAAGUCAAAGGAAGAGGUCUGAAUGCCAUGGCCAACGAAACUCCAGACUUUAUGAGGGCCAGGAAUGCUACUGAUAUUGCCAGUCAGAUUAAAUAUAAGCAAUCAGCAGAAAUGGAAAAAGCUAAUUUCACUUCUGUGGUUGAUACUCCAGAGAUUAUUCAUGCCCAGCAAGUCAAGAAUCUUUCAAGCCAGAAAAAGUACAAGGAAGAUGCAGAGAAGUCCAUGUCCUAUUAUGAAAUUGUUUUGGACACUCCAGAGAUGCAGAGAGUUCGGGAGAACCAAAAGAAUUUCAGCCUUCUGCAAUACCAGUGUGACCUUAAAAACAGUAAAGGGAAAAUUACAGUUGUCCAAGACACGCCAGAAAUACUGCGUGUUAAAGAAAAUCAAAAGAAUUUCAGCUCGGUUUUAUACAAAGAGGAUGUCUCACCAGGAACAGCGAUUGGAAAGACACCAGAGAUGAUGCGAGUGAAGCAAACACAAGACCACAUUAGCUCGGUGAAGUAUAAGGAAGCGAUUGGACAAGGAACCCCAAUCCCUGAUCUGCCUGAAGUGAAACGUGUCAAAGAGACACAGAAGCACAUUAGCUCGGUUAUGUAUAAAGAAAACUUGGGAACAGGCAUUCCAACGCCUGUCACUCCGGAGAUUGAGAGAGUCAAACGCAAUCAAGAGAACUUUAGCUCGGUGUUAUAUAAAGAAAACCUCGGGAAAGGAAUCCCAAUUCCCAUCACUCCAGAGAUGGAGAGAGUCAAACAGAAUCAAGAAAACUUUAGUUCGGUGUUAUACAAAGAAAACAUGGGCAAGGGAACCCCUUUACCUGUCACUCCAGAGAUGGAGAGAGUCAAACACAAUCAAGAAAAUAUUAGCUCGGUUUUAUACAAAGAAAAUGUGGGGAAAGCCACCCCAACCCCUGUCACUCCAGAGAUGCAGAGAGUCAAACGCAAUCAAGAGAACAUUAGCUCGGUGUUAUACAAAGAGAGUCCUGGGAAAGCGACCCCCACACCCAUUACUCCUGAGAUGGAGAGAGUCAAACGCAAUCAAGAAAACUUUAGCUCGGUAUUGUACAAAGAAAAUAUGAGAAAAGCAACUCCGACACCUGUCACUCCAGAGAUGGAAAGAGCUAAGCGCAACCAAGAAAACAUUAGCUCGGUCCUCUAUUCUGAUAGCUUCCGGAAACAAAUACAAGGCAAAGCUGCCUAUGUCUUAGACACUCCAGAGAUGAGACGGGUGAGGGAGACCCAACGCAACAUCUCAACAGUAAAGUACCAUGAAGACUUUGAGAAACAUAAAGGAUGCUUCACACCAGUGGUGACAGACCCCAUCACUGAACGAGUAAAGAAAAAUACACAAGACUUCAGUGAUAUUAACUACAGAGGCAUUCAGAGAAAAGUGGUAGAAAUGGGACAAAAACGAAAUGACCAGGAUCAGGAGACUGUUUCAGGUUUGCGUGUCUGGCGUACUAAUCCUGGCUCUGUUUUUGACUAUGAUCCAGCAGAGGACAACAUUCAAUCCCGAAGCUUACACUUGAUUAAUGUGCAAGCACAGCGCAGGAGCCGGGAGCAGUCCCGGUCGGCCAGUGCCCUGAGCAUCAGUGGGGGAGAGGAGAAGUCUGAGCCCUCAGAAAAUGCUGACCACCACCUCUCCAGCUACAGUGAUGGAGGAGUCUUCUUCUCAGCAACCUCAACAGCUUACAAACAUGCUAAAACUACUGUGCUCCCACAACAACGAUCAUCUUCAGCUGCCACCCAACAGACAACAGUAUCUUCUAUCCCAUCUCAUCCAUCUACUGCUGGAAAAAUCUUCCGUGCCAUGUAUGAUUAUAUGGCUGCAGAUGCAGAUGAGGUAUCCUUCAAAGAUGGAGAUGCUAUUGUCAAUGUUCAAGCUAUUGAUGAAGGGUGGAUGUAUGGCACUGUACAGAGGACCGGCAGGACAGGCAUGCUUCCAGCCAACUAUGUUGAAGCUAUGUAG
Molecule: messenger RNA, 20010 nt
Organism: Suncus etruscus (white-toothed pygmy shrew)
Lineage: Eukaryota; Metazoa; Chordata; Mammalia; Eulipotyphla; Soricidae
Gene: NEB
Product: nebulin
Exons: 147
Coding region: 1-20010 (6669 amino acids)
Biological process (GO): cardiac muscle thin filament assembly
Cellular component (GO): Z disc
Molecular function (GO): actin filament binding
Source: RefSeq, a predicted model, not a curated record